AUGUCGCAUAGUAAGCACAAUACAUCGCUCGCCUUCUUUACAGCCCACGAACGCGAAGAGCUCAAGGGCACAUGGGGCUCAAAGUCCACUCGACUCACACGAGAUUCCUUUCUUCCCUUCGGCUCUUGUCGCCUGUGUCUAUUGACCGCUCGCGAUCCUGUAUCUUGUUCUUCCCACGGCCAUAUUUUCUGCCGAGAAUGCGCCCUAUCGAACCUGCUCGCCCAGAAGAAGGAUAUCAAACGUCUUGACAAAGAGUACAUCCUCAAGAAAGCAGAGGAGGCCGAAGCCGAUCAACUCAAGAGAGAACAAGAGAAGGAGCGCGCCGUUCAAGACUUCGAGCUUGUUCAACAGGGCUUGAACAGUAAACUCGGUCCCGGAAAUGCUGCUGCCAGACACAUCAUCGGACGAGAAGCUGGCAAGGUCAUCGUCGACGAACAAAAUCCCGACAACAAAGGCACCAAGCGCAAGCUAGAGAUUGAUGAAGACGAGCUGAUGCGUCUGGGUGGUCAGAACACAAAGUUGAAGAAGGAUGAUCAGAAUCCCAUCGACCAGAAAGCUGCCACUUCUUUCUGGAUUCCCUCCUUGACUCCAUCAAGCUCUACUGCUGCGACAAAGCCGACCAAGUUGAAUCCACAAUGUCCGGCUUCAACACCAGACAAGCCUCACGACUUUUCCUUGAAGUCGCUAGUCUCUGUUUACUUCACCGAAGAGAAGGCCGAAGCUUCCAAUGACCUCGUUCGCUCAUGUCCUUCAUGCAAAAAGGCACUGACCAAUUCCACAAAAGCAGUAUUGGCCAAGCCUUGUGGUCAUGUUCUGUGCAAGCCUUGUUCUGCCAAAUUCAUGAAGCCGUCAGAAAAGGACGCUCACGAUGCAACAGCAGAGGUUGGGGUGGUAAGAUGUUACGUUUGCCAGACCAAUGUCACUGAGAAGAAGCGCGAAAAGAAGGAGGGCAAAGAGGAGAAAGAGAAGAUCAGACCGGGUCUAGUAGAGAUCAGCUCUGAAGGCACUGGUUUCGCUGGAGGAGGCAACAACAUGGUCAAGAAAGCCGGUCUGGCUUUCCAGGUCUAG
This is a messenger RNA of Aureobasidium namibiae CBS 147.97, 1068 nucleotides long. RefSeq lists its product as uncharacterized. Bases 1 to 1068 code for a protein of 355 amino acids. NCBI's taxonomy places the organism in Eukaryota, Fungi, Ascomycota, Dothideomycetes, Dothideales, Saccotheciaceae. The transcript has 2 exons. Gene Ontology annotation, cellular component: nucleus. Gene Ontology annotation, molecular function: ubiquitin protein ligase activity. The record is from RefSeq and is a predicted model, not a curated record.